Messenger RNA from Zeugodacus cucurbitae (melon fly), 936 nucleotides. Its product is annotated as m-AAA protease-interacting protein 1, mitochondrial. Gene Ontology annotation, cellular component: mitochondrial inner membrane. The coding region runs from base 106 to 846 and encodes 246 amino acids. Gene Ontology annotation, molecular function: ribosome binding. Gene Ontology annotation, biological process: protein insertion into mitochondrial inner membrane from matrix; inner mitochondrial membrane organization. The transcript has 4 exons. The record is from RefSeq and is a predicted model, not a curated record. Lineage: Eukaryota; Metazoa; Arthropoda; Insecta; Diptera; Tephritidae.
UAUAGUCGAUACAUAAACUCGUUACGAUUUCGCAAAUAAUCGAUAGUAUUUAGUACUUUGAUAAUAUGUUGAUAAAAUAUAAGUGUAAAGCAUACUAGGAAUAUUAUGUUGCGUAUGAUAAGUUUUCGUCGAAUAUUAGAGGCCCCACUCAAACCAAAGGAGUUAUGCAAUUACAGAUUGCUAUCGCCUAUUCACCGUUUCUCCUCAAAUAUACCAAAUCCGGAUCAUAGUAACUUUCAUUUGGAUGGAUCUCGUAGUUUACCUCGUUUAAUGGACUUUCCUGAAACUUUAUGGCCUUCAACAAUCAAUACUUUGAGAAAUUGGAUACUAAUACAAUUUAUAAUUCGCCCUUACUUUGAUCGAGAAUUUACGAUUAAAGACUUCGUGUGUGGUGCAAAGCAUGCUCUUCAGAUUAUUUCAACAAAACUGGUCAAUGGAGAAUUUGAUGCAUUAAACAAUUUCGUCUCCAAAGAGGCCAUCAGUGAGCUAAAACCCACUAUUCAGAAACUAUCCGUAGCUCAAAGAAAACAGUUGCAAAUUAAUAAGACAGAUAUUUACUUCGCUUUCCCUUAUCAAGUCGGUAUAAUAUUUGACGAAGAGGAAGAAAAAGAACAGAAGCGAUGGGUUGAAAUAACAAUGGUUUACCACGUACUUCGAGGCCUUACUGAAAUGCGAAACCGCGGCGAAGAAAUUCCUUGGAAUAUGGGGUCCCUCCCAGAAUAUCAAGAUAAAGUGUUUGUGUGCAACUAUCGCUUUAAAAAGGAAUUUACUAACGACAAUGAGUCAGAUUGGACAGUGAAUGCCUUAAACCAUUUUAAACCAAUUGACUUGGUCAGAGAAAAGUAAGACAUUUUGAAUUUUUAUUGCAGCUUUAAUUUCAAAGGCUAUUUAUUUAUGUAUUUGUUGGAAAUAAAUAUUAAUAUGGCAACACUCUAA